This is a messenger RNA of Aspergillus homomorphus CBS 101889, 666 nucleotides long. RefSeq lists its product as uncharacterized. Bases 1 to 666 code for a protein of 221 amino acids. NCBI's taxonomy places the organism in Eukaryota, Fungi, Ascomycota, Eurotiomycetes, Eurotiales, Aspergillaceae. The record is from RefSeq and is a predicted model, not a curated record. The transcript has 4 exons.
AUGGUACUCCAAACUUUGCUCGGUUACCUUUCCGUAGGCCUUCAACCGAUUCCCGUAGGCGGCACUGCCCCAUCUCGCAACACGACGAAUCCUCGCUACUGUGCAGAGGAUAUUCACGAGGUGGGCUCUUGGCUCGAAUUCAACAACUCCACAAUCAUUCAGCGAUAUGGUCCCAUCGCAUCCCCACCUGCCGCGAUAAGAGACGAGCCCCAGUUUCAGCUACACUUUGCCGAAUUAAUUUGGCCUCGUGUGAGGCGGUCACUUCGGGCUGCUUUCGAGCAGCUUGUACCUGAACUUGCGACGCAACGACUCUCGCCGGUCACGUUCGAUGAAGGAAGUGCGGCGUCUAUAAUAGAUCUGUUUCGACCCGAUACUGCUUUCACAGCAGUCGGAGGAAGUGCUGCUUCGAGUCCGAAUCUAGCUCCAGGGGAUCUGAAGACUUUGGCGGAACAGCGUGAGUACAAGCAGGUCUUGGCUCAGGUUAAUUUCUGCAUGCGUCAGCAUAACGCCCGGUAUGGCUAUAUUCUGGCGGACACGGAGCUUGUUGCUGUCAAGCGUUUAGAGGGGAGUAGUCGUCUAGCGGUCUCCACGGCUGUGCCCUGGACGCGUGGAGGUGUAGGAGUAUUAUCGGUACUAUUAGCUCUAUAUUGGAUUUUGGAUACAUAG